UCAACGUGACAUGCCGGAAACGUCCGCCUGAUGCAGGCAAUCCAAAAGGCGUGGAUUCCCUGCACUUUUUUUGUCUUGUCGGGGACAAAAAAAAACAUCUGCUUUUCCUUCCACUCAUCAUCGCUGAGCACAGAGACAGGAAAAAUGCCAUUUUAGCACAUUAGCAAGAUGUGCAGCCGGCUCGGUUCUAAUUAUAGCCAGUCUUAUUUCUGCCUAUUGCAUUAUGGAUGCCCGUGGAAGGGGGUUCCUUCCAGAUAGCGUGGGAACGUCUCCGUAGAGGCUGAAUGCAACAUCUCCUCCGCCCGCACCGCAUUCGUUGCGUCGUGGCCGCGGCGUGAGCUCACAACGCGAGGUCGGGAUGUGCCGGAUGUGAAAGCGGGGCGCGAUGCGGGAGUACAAGGUGGUGGUGCUAGGCAGCGGCGGGGUGGGCAAGUCGGCCCUGACCGUGCAGUUCGUCACCGGAACGUUCAUCGAGAAGUACGACCCGACCAUCGAAGACUUCUACCGAAAGGAGAUCGAGGUGGACUCGUCCCCGUCGGUGCUGGAGAUCCUCGACACGGCCGGUACCGAACAGUUCGCCUCCAUGCGGGACCUUUACAUCAGGAACGGCCAGGGCUUCAUCCUGGUCUACAGUCUGGUCAACCAGCAGAGCUUUCAGGACAUCAAACCCAUGAGAGACCAGAUUAUCAGGGUCAAGAGGUACCAGCAGGUGCCGGUGGUGCUGGUGGGAAACAAGGUGGACCUGGAGGACGAAAGGGAGGUGUCGCCCGGCGAGGGCCAGGCACUGGCGGAAGACUGGGGCUGCCCCUUCAUGGAGACCUCUGCCAAGAGCAAGACAAUGGUGGACGAGCUUUUCACUGAGAUUGUGCGGCAGAUGGAUUUUUGCCCACUGCCCGACCGCCGAGAGGCAUGCUGCCCCGCCUGCAGCGUACAGUAGCAGCCCGUCGGCCUGCCGCCCGGGCCUCCGGGCUGAUGGAUCCGAAGACGCGGACAAAGGCAAUUAAAAUCACGUUGAUCGAUUGAAGUUGGAGAGGACUCAAGGAAAAUACUUGCUAUUGCCAUUCCUUUUUCCCAUGGAAGGAAUGCACUUUGGCUGAGAGGCAUGCUGGGAAAUGUAGGAAAACACCCAGCGAGGCUGACAAGUGAGAUGAAAUCUAAUCCCUCGAGCACGGGGUGGAUUUUCCUUUGAACUCGCACAUCCAUCAGCCCCCUCCUGGUAAACAGCCAAUUUCAGGGGCUUUCCCCAAAGGCGGCGCUGUGCCAAAGCCACCUUAAAAGCCAUCGACAAAGAGGAUUGGAGCCCUAAAUCAAUUUGGGAAGCCAAAAAGAAAAGACAGCAGCAAAUGGACACAGUUUCUCCGGUUUCCCUUUCGCACUUCGAAUGAGGGUGCAAAGACCAAACAUCAGAUUUCUACACAGAUGUCAAGCAGCACCACUGUGAAGCUGUCACCCCAGAGGUCGGGCCACUCCUCGGCCCGCCUAACUAUGAAUGAAUGAUGAGAUGAAUGAAUGUCUCGGAGUCAAAAGCUGCACCUUCUGAGGGGAUUCACUCGGAAAAUCCCAAAUGUCACGAAUACGGAUGACGUGCGCAUGAAGUCAUACUCUCACGCUGACCUUGAGUACAGUCUCCCCCAAAGAGACAAUGUCAAUCAAUCAUUGUUGAAAUGCGCAGUCACUUGACACCUUACAGACGAUACAAAUGCCUCGUACGCCGAACAUGAUAGUGACAGUGUAUCUUGAAUUGCAUCAUUUAGUGGCUCUCAUCAACACUUAUUUUCAACCAAAAUAAAAAACUCUUUAUGCACCAAUGUA
Molecule: messenger RNA, 1812 nt
Organism: Hippocampus comes (tiger tail seahorse)
Lineage: Eukaryota; Metazoa; Chordata; Actinopteri; Syngnathiformes; Syngnathidae
Product: ras-related protein Rap-2a-like
Exons: 2
Coding region: 386-937 (183 amino acids)
Biological process (GO): Rap protein signal transduction
Cellular component (GO): membrane
Molecular function (GO): GTP binding; GTPase activity
Source: RefSeq, a predicted model, not a curated record